Molecule: messenger RNA, 2251 nt
Organism: Sclerotinia trifoliorum
Lineage: Eukaryota; Fungi; Ascomycota; Leotiomycetes; Helotiales; Sclerotiniaceae
Source: the annotation of a GenBank genome assembly
UGCAUAUGCAUGUGCUGCUGCAUAAAGAAAAAUGGCCAAAGCUUCAUCCCGGACAAUCUGGGGAAAGUAUCAUCACAUGCUAAUUCUCAUUCUUAGAACUCUCGUUUCGUAAAUAAAUAAACUAUCCAACCUUACAUUUCAUCAAAGACUUUCGAUCAAUCAUGUAGUCCAGAUCCGAAGAUUUCUAAUACUCUUAAAAUGGCUGGUAUAAUAUCGGGAAUAUGGGGCAUGCUCCUGGAGGUUUUGUACUUCUGGCAAAGAGUAAGGAAUGCGAUAGCUUGUCUGUAAGCUUUGUAAACCGGAUUGAGCUAAUUGUAUAAAUAGAGGUUCAUACAAUGGAUGACUCGGAAAAAGCCAGUACGGCUUUGGUCGGAUCUUUUACGAGAUGCCCAGACCUACGAGGAAUGGGAAGAAGCUGCUUUUCAAUUAGAUGUUUUGUUGGGAAAUGAUUUAUGGUCUGUUCACCUCCAUACCUUCUGUACAUGCGGUGAGCAACAGCUAAUUGAACAACCACGGGCAGGCGCCAGAACCCUACAUCGAAGCACUACGAUUAUCGAUUGAUACACGAGCGUUUGCAAUCAAUCAUCAUAGCUCGCGAAGAAGGAGACAUUCUACAAUUGGUUAAUCUGCUGAGGUCUGGUCUCGUUCGUAAUCUUGGAAAUAUAUGCGCUCCCCGACUUUUCAAUCGCGCAUUUGCGGGUACGAAACUCUUGAUCGAAGAUUACAUUACGCAAGUUGCACAAGCUGUAGCGGAUGUAACUCAUUUACCUACGACGCCUGGCGCUGAUGGGAAUGAUGGGAGUGUAAAGGGCUUUAGCAGUCAGGCGAAGUUGGACCUGUUGCAUGACACUCGACAGGCUUUUGGGAGAAGCACAUUGGUACUACAGGGAGGAGCGAUUUUUGGACUAUGUCAUUUGGGGGUUGUGAAAGCUUUAUUUAAUAGGGGGUUAUUGCCUCGAAUUGUGACGGGCACAGCAACCGGAGCGCUCAUCGCAGCUUUGGUAGGAAUCCAUACGGAAGAUGAGUUGCCAAAGUUUUUGAAUGGAGAGAGUAUUGAUCUUUCUGCUUUUGCGGGGAAGGAAAGAGGGCUCCAGGGUUCGAGUGGAUGGUGGGAUACUUUGACGAGGAGAGUUAGAAGGUUUUAUAGGGAAGGUUACUUCUUGGAUUUGAAGGUACUCGAGGAAUGUGUACGGGCAAAUGUGGGUGAUUUGACGUUUGAAGAAGCGUAUAACAAGACUAAGAGAGUGUUGAAUAUCACGGUAGCCACAAGUGGAAAGGGAGGAGUACCAAAUCUACUUAACUAUCUCACAGCACCCAACGUUGUACGUAUACUCUUCCACUGCCAAAUACCCUACUAACCGAAGCAGUUGAUAUGGUCUGCCGCCCUUGCAUCUAAUGCCUCAACUCCUUCUCUCUACGGAUCCUCCGUCACCCUAAAAUGCAAGGAUCCCUUAACAAGUAAAAUAAUUCCCUGGUCCGCUGCUGCAGACGCUACCUUCCGCCCCUGGACCCACGCAUCCUAUACUGAUCGGGACUCACCACUCUCCCGCAUUGCCGAACUCUUCAACGUGAACCACUUCAUCGUCUCUCAAGCGCGCCCCUACCUCGUCCCCUUUCUUCAAUCCGAUAUGCACGGUCCUUCUCGUCUCUAUACCCGCGGUGGACGCACCUCUUUAACAGGCGGUUUGCUACAUCUCAUAACUAUGGAAAUUCGGCAUCGACUAGAACAACUCGAUUCUUUGCAACUUCUCCCUUUGUCCAUUCGCAGAUUUCUGGUAGAUGAGCAUAUACCUGCCGCAUCUGUAACACUAGUCCCAGUUCUAUCCGCAGGUGAUUUCAUUCGUCUUCUAGAGACACCUACUAAGGAGAGUCUAGAUUAUUGGAUCUUGAGGGGGGAGAAAAGUGUGUGGCCGGCUGUGGGAGCACUAAAAGUCAGGUGUGCUGUGGAAACGGAAUUGGAUAGAGGAUAUCAGAUUGUAAGAAGAAGAAAGGCCGGUGGGUUAAGGAGAAGAGGGAGUGUAGCCAAUGAUGGACAUGGUGGAAAAAGGGAGAGAGCUAGUAGUGUGGGUCGAAAUGGUAGGACCUCAUUUGUUCAUGAUAAAUCUUGGUAACGAGGUAUUGUACCAAAUCACUCGCUGUAUAUACAUGAAUUUUGCAAUAGUUGAAUGGGAGGUAAAACGGUUAUUGGUGUUGUUGUUGGUAUUGGUGCACGGCGCAGGCAACAGGCAAGAGGAAGAUGGUUUGGUCAGUG